Molecule: messenger RNA, 912 nt
Organism: Clonostachys solani
Lineage: Eukaryota; Fungi; Ascomycota; Sordariomycetes; Hypocreales; Bionectriaceae
Source: the annotation of a GenBank genome assembly
AUGAAGGUUGCUCUUGCAGGUGCCUCAGGCAAUCUUGGCCGCCCAAUCCUCAAAGCUCUCCUUGAUGCUGGUCUCCUUGUGACAGUCCUGUCUCGAAAGACCGGAAACUCACCUCCGCCAGCUCCACACCCCAAUCUUGUUGCCAAGAAGGUCGACUUUGACUCGGUUCCAGACUUGAAGCAGGCUCUCGAAGGUGUCGAAGUCGUCGUUUCCUGCCUUGCCACGAUCGCCAUUGGGAGCCAAAACCCCCUCAUAGACGCUGCUGAGGCUGUGGGUGUGAAGCGCUUCAUCCCGGCCGAGUUCGGGAUGGACUCUCUCAACCCGCUGUGCGCCGAACUACCGGUUUGCAAACCAAAAGUCAGCACACAGGCGUACCUUCUCGAGAAAUACAAGUCGAAUCCCGAUUUCACUUGGACUAGUAUCGCCAACGGCCUUUUCCUCGACUGGGGGAUUGAAGUUGGGUUUCUUAUUGACCCGGGCAGCCGCACCGCGACGCUCUACAACGGCGGCGACGUGCCUUUUAGCGUGACACUGCUUUCGGACAUAGCAAAGGCGGUUCUUGGUAUCAUAAACAACCAAGCCGAGACGAGGAAUCGAGUCGUGUAUAUCCAUUCCACGCUAACAACCCAGAACAAGCUGAUCCAGUAUGCGAAAGAAAAAGACGACAGAGAGUGGACUGUCACUACCAAGUCUACUGCUCAGGUCCUGGAAGAAAGUUUGGCUGAGCUGGAAAAGGCUGCGCAGGGAACUGGAGAUAUUGGUGCUGCCAUGAUCGGGUUUUCUGCUUGUGGGAUGUGGGAUCCCAAGUGCGGCUGCGACUUUUCUGAUCGUCUUGAUAAUGAGGUUUUGGGAAUCCGAGAGCUUAGCGAAUCUGACCUGAAGAAGCUAGUUCAGAGCUUUGUACCGGAGUAA